Erigeron canadensis is the source of this 1254-nucleotide messenger RNA. Its product is annotated as isopentenyl-diphosphate Delta-isomerase I-like. NCBI's taxonomy places the organism in Eukaryota, Viridiplantae, Streptophyta, Magnoliopsida, Asterales, Asteraceae. The coding region runs from base 151 to 1056 and encodes 301 amino acids. Gene Ontology annotation, molecular function: isopentenyl-diphosphate delta-isomerase activity. The transcript has 6 exons. Gene Ontology annotation, cellular component: cytoplasm. Gene Ontology annotation, biological process: isopentenyl diphosphate biosynthetic process; isoprenoid biosynthetic process. The record is from RefSeq and is a predicted model, not a curated record.
UUAUUCCUAGAGAAUUUUUUUUUGUGUAAAACAGUGUAACAAGCUAUUAUUCGAUUUUAAUAACUUUUAAAUGAGCUACUCGACUUGAAUUAUAAGUUAUUCGAUUUCGAUCAUUCUUUCAUUCAAUCUGAAAAGAAAAAAUAAAUUAAAAUGGCUUCAAAGAUGAUAAUGUCAAAAUGCUCGAUUAUAUCAUCACAAAUCCCUAAACUUUCUUCUUCUUCUUUAUUUUCAUUAUCAUCUAAACAACAGCAAUUUGUUUCUCUCAAAUCUCGCUGCUCACCACCACUGUUCUCUUUCACCGCCGGUGUGUCGUCAUCAUCAUCUUUUUCAGCGGUGACGUCAUCUCUGCCGCCUCUCACAACUGAUGCUGAUUUAAUCAUGGAUGCUGUUCAGCGCCGUCUCAUGUUUGAAGACGAGUGCAUUCUGGUUGAUGCUAAUGAUGCCGUUGUUGGUCAUGACUCAAAAUACAAUUGUCACUUGAUGGAGAAGAUUGAAUCGGAAAAUUUGCUGCAUAGGGCUUUCAGCGUAUUCUUGUUCAACUCAAAGCAUGAGUUACUCCUUCAGCAAAGGUCAGGAACAAAGGUGACAUUCCCUUUGGUAUGGACAAACACCUGUUGCAGCCAUCCACUGUACCGUGAAUCCGAGCUUAUUGAAGAGAAGUCACUAGGGGUCAGAAAUGCUGCACAGAGGAAGCUUUUAGACGAACUGGGUAUUCCUGCAGAAGAACUUCCGGUUGAUGAGUUUAUCCCAUUGGGUCGCAUUCUUUACAAAGCACCAUCUGAUGGCAAAUGGGGUGAACAUGAACUUGAUUAUCUUCUCUUCAUUGUACGAGACGUUAGUAUGAACCCUAACCCAGAUGAGGUUUCGGACGUGAAGUAUGUUAACCGAGAUCAGUUAAGAGAGCUGGUGAAGAAAGCAGACGCCGGUGAAGAUGGUGUGAAGCUGUCACCAUGGUUCAGGAUAGUAGUAGAUAAUUUCUUGUUUAAGUGGUGGGAUCAUGUUGAUCAGGGAAGUCUCCUUGAAGCUGCUGAUAUGAAGACGAUUCAUAACUUAUAAUCUCCUCAUGCUCCCACUAAUUCCCAAAAAGAUCCCUUCAUUUCAUUAUGUAUUAAUUCAAUUUAAGGUUUCUUUAUGUUAUGUGCGUAAUAAUGAAGAGAUGAGAUUAGUCAUGUUUUAGAAUAAAACACUUGAUAUUCACUGGUUUUGUAAUAUAUCUAAAUAUCAAAAUAUAUAUUCGAUAAAGCUUGUUUCAAA